Rhizophagus irregularis DAOM 181602=DAOM 197198 is the source of this 1907-nucleotide messenger RNA. Lineage: Eukaryota; Fungi; Glomeromycota; Glomeromycetes; Glomerales; Glomeraceae. The record is from RefSeq and is a predicted model, not a curated record.
AUGGAUAAACAUAAUGAAUCUUCAAUUGUUAUUGAUGAAAAAGAUCCAAUUAUACCUUUUAUUCCUUUGAUAGGUGCGGUGACAACAAUUAUUAAUGAAAUAAUUAGUGCUUUAUAUGAUAGAACAAAAUUAGCAGAAUAUGCCGUUGAUACUUUGCAACGACGCAAAAAAUUUUAUGAAAGUAAUUUUAAACGUCAAGAUUGGUACGACGCAUUUAAUCGUUUCGUGGACGUUUUAAAGGAUAUUAAAAACUUUGCCAAAGAAAUAUCUACAAUUCGUGGUUAUCAAAAGUAUCUUAAAAGUUAUUCUUUUAAAGAUAAAUUCGAAGAACUUUCAGUAAAAUAUGACACUGUUAUGAAAGAUUUGAAUUUUAUUUUAACUUUCUCAAACGAAGAACAGAGACGAUAUGAUAAUGAAUGUUUAAUGGAUGAUGUUGCUGAAAUGAAAGAAUUUCUUCAAAACAUUGAUGAUGGUUUCAUAAAUACCAAUCAGAUGAUGAAGCUUAGAAAAAAAAGUUAUAAAACUUCUAUAAAUGUUGCCUGUAUACCUUUUGAAUUAAAUGAAAUGGAUCAAGAAGACCGAAAGAACAAACAGCUUGUCAUUUUAUCUAAAUUGUCUGAAUGUACGAAUAUACUUAAAUUUUAUGGAUUGGCGAAUUUAGAUGGUUUAAAUCAUUUAGUAGUGGAAUGGGCACAAUAUGGGACUUUGAGAGAGACUUACGAAGCGUAUGAUAUUCCUUGGACUAGAAAAUUACAUAUUGCAACUGAUAUAUAUGUGUAUAAGAGACAGUUCUUACACUCUGCAGAAAUUUAUCAUCAUGAUUUACAAUGCGAGAAUGUUAUGUUGACGGAUCAUUUAGCACCGAAACUUGCAAACUUUGAAUAUACACGCAGAGCAUCUAUUAUCAACAUGACGAGAAGAUUUCAUUGGUUAGCUCCUGAAAAAAUGACCGAUAAAAACCCUCGGUAUACUGCUAAAUGUGAAAUUUUUAGCUUUGGAAUGCUACUUUGGGAGUUAACGUUUGGAAAAGUUCCAUAUCAAGGAUGGGACAUGGAUAAAUUAAGUGCACAUGUUCUUCAAGGCAAGAGAGAAAAAAUUAAAUUUGGACUCGCCGCUAAUAAACGAGAUUCAGAUAUUCAAAAGUGUUUAGAAUAUGUUAUAAGAGAAGCGUGGAAACAAAAGCCUCAAGAUAGAAUUUCGCUUCUAAACCUAUUUAACACACUUGAACGAUUACAAACCAAAUAUAAAAAUGUGGUGGAACAAGAGUUAGGUUUACUUCCACAAAAGACUUUGGACUUAGAUGGUACAGGUACUCCUAUAUUUAGCGAUGCAGAUGCUGAAGGGGAAGGAAUGGAACUACCUGAAUGCGAAAAUUUCACGCUUGAUUUUGAAAUAGAUACAAUGAUAACACUUGAAGAAGGUAUAAAAGCACAUAAAAACCGUGAUUAUGAAAAAGCUUGGAAAUGCUUUGAAUAUCAUGCAUUAAAUGGAAGCGCAUACGCGAAACAUUGGAUGGGUUAUUAUUUAUGGGAAGGGAGAUCUGUUGAAAAAAAUCAGGAAGAGGCUGCUAGAUUAUUUAAAGAAGCAGCUGAUAAAGGUAUUCAUGACGCACAACUUCGUUAUGCAUUCACACUUCAAGAGAGCUUAGGUAAGAAAAAGGAACGUGAAGAAUUUAUUAAAUAUUUAACGUUGGCAGCUGACGGUGGAAAUAGUACCGCUCAAUUUAAUUUGGGGGACGCUUAUAUAAAAGGAAAAUUAAACAUACCAAAAGAUGAGAAAAAAGGACUUUACUAUUUAAGAUUAUCCGUUUUGCAAGAUCAUCCAAAUGCGGUUAAAUUGUUAGAAAAAAUGAAAAUAGAUUUUACUGAAGAACAAACCCAUUAAUAAAAAUAUUGAUUAGUAAAUUA